AUGCUCGUCUCCUUGACAGUCGGCAAGGUAGACGCAGGUGUUGCCGUCCUCCUCACCCAGGAUAAUCGCCUUAUCGAGUUCCCCUCCGUUCUCCUCCCCAACGACAUCUCCAGCGGAAGUAUCGUCGACAUCACCGUUGCGCGCAACCACGCCGCCGAAACCGCCAACGCAACCGCCUUCCAAUCCCUCCAGAAGCGCAUCCUAAACACCUACGGUGUCAAGGCCCCCUCGCCUCCAAUCCUCCGCCUACGAAAUGCAACCCAGACCUCCCUCGUUCUAGAAUGGGACCCAAUCGACCUCGCAACCGCGUCUCUGAAAUCCCUCUCCCUCUACCGCAACGGCUCAAAGGCCGGCUCCAUACCCCGUCCCCUCGACACGCGCAGCACAAAGAUUAGCGGUCUAGCCAUUCAUUCCGAAUAUACCUUCCACCUCGUCCUGCGCACAACCGCCGGCACCUACCAAUCCGAGAAGCUGACAUGUCGGACACACAAGAUGACCGACCUGUCCGGCAUCACCGUGACGCCGGGCGUCCUCGAUCCACACCGCAAGGAGGCACUAGGCGUUGCGCUGGACCGCGUAGGCGGCAAACUGAUCGAUUCCGUUCGCAUUGACACUACCCACUUCGUCUGCACGGAGGGCCGGGGUCCCCUGUGGGAAAAGGCUGUCGAGAUGAAUAUCCCCGUCGUGGUGCCGGAGUGGGUGGAUGCUUGUGAAUCGGAAGGAACAAUUGUUGGCGUGCGCGGUUACUAUCUCAAUGCGGAUCCUAAACUUCGCCAGCUCGGUACGCUUCAUGGCAAUUCUCACCAAAGAACUACUUCCACCAUGUCGAAUGCUACGCUCGCGCAUCGCCCCAGCACGACGCAGCAGCCUACGCUUGCGCCUACACCCACGCAUGAAACUGUACCUGAGCAUGAUUCGUCUACUAUUGAGGAACCCCCUCUGACGCCUUUCCCGGGUGGUGAGACAAGUGCGCCGCCGCAGGCUUUGACACAGGAGGUUGGGUCGGAGGAUGAGGAUGAUUUGCCGCCUCCGCCUCCGCCGCCGAAGGACGAGUCAGAGGAGGAUGAAGAGUCGGUACAGCCAAAUGGGCAACUGAGUGAGGCUGCGCUGGAGAAAGAACUCGAAACAGAUCUUGGAGGAAAGGAUGCAGAGAGCGAUGAGAGUGACAGAAGAGAGAGUACCCUCCCGCAGAACAUGCCGGACGAAGAUGACGAGGUGAACAAGACAAGUCCAAAGGGCAAGGGCAAGGAGGGUGAAGGUGACUUCAAUGAAGUGCCGCUUUAG
Messenger RNA from Penicillium cosmopolitanum, 1284 nucleotides. Its product is annotated as putative chitin biosynthesis protein (Chs5). The transcript has 2 exons. Gene Ontology annotation, cellular component: exomer complex; trans-Golgi network. NCBI's taxonomy places the organism in Eukaryota, Fungi, Ascomycota, Eurotiomycetes, Eurotiales, Aspergillaceae. Bases 1 to 1284 code for a protein of 427 amino acids. The record is from RefSeq and is a predicted model, not a curated record. Gene Ontology annotation, biological process: conjugation with cellular fusion; Golgi to plasma membrane transport. Gene Ontology annotation, molecular function: protein dimerization activity.